CCUCUCUCCCAAGUUGCGGCGGACCUGGAAUUUAACCACCUCGGCACAUCGGCGUUCGUCGCUCAAAAUCUAAACCCUAGCUCCAACGCCAACUAGACGGCCGCGGCGGCGGCAGAAGAGGGGAUCGCGGGAGAUGCCUCCGGCGUCUGUGGUUGCAUCGGCCGUGGAGAAGCUGCAGCUCGCGGCGCAGGACGCGGCCAGCUCCUCGUCGCGCUCGGCCGCCGCCUUCUCCGAGCAUGCGCAGCAAGCCCUCGUGCCCAGGGCCGCUGGCCAGGUUGUUUCUCUAUCGACUUGUACGAAGGUCAGCGCAAUUAGCUUUGCAGUUGGUGUCGUGGUGGGCUUCACACUCAAGAAAAGGCUACGCCGAUGGGCUGCUAGACUGCUGAAGAGAAUUAAGGACGAUGACUAGUGCAAUCUUUUUGCAGUAUGUUUAGAGUUUGUUCAGAAAUCAGAACUAUCUGUAGCUCAGUGCCUUCCCAAGCUUGACUCUUUGAAUGCUUCCGUAAAUUUGCUGUGAACAUAAGCUUACAGUUUCAUCCGCAUUACGACAUUGUGGCAUGUGGCAACGUUGAUUCGAUAUUGAUAUUGCUAAUAGCAAUGCGAAUGCAGCAUGCUGCGCAACUAUUCUC
Molecule: messenger RNA, 629 nt
Organism: Phragmites australis (common reed)
Lineage: Eukaryota; Viridiplantae; Streptophyta; Magnoliopsida; Poales; Poaceae
Exons: 2
Coding region: 134-409 (91 amino acids)
Source: RefSeq, a predicted model, not a curated record